Molecule: messenger RNA, 8871 nt
Organism: Thunnus maccoyii (southern bluefin tuna)
Lineage: Eukaryota; Metazoa; Chordata; Actinopteri; Scombriformes; Scombridae
Gene: igsf10
Product: immunoglobulin superfamily, member 10
Exons: 10
Coding region: 178-7932 (2584 amino acids)
Cellular component (GO): extracellular region
Molecular function (GO): protein binding
Source: RefSeq, a predicted model, not a curated record
UCAUCUGAAGACUCAAUCUGGAGGACUACUGAAACUGAAUGUGGACCUUUCCCACUUUCUUCCACUGGAUUUUUUAAUUCCUACAAGUGCAGCAAUCCCGUUUGCUACAGCUGCCUAAGUGCGGUGGGUUUCAUUAAUGGUUCAGAACAAAGUGUAGCCCCCCUCUUCCUGUGCACUAUGAGUGUGUGUGCCUGCAGCGCUUCAUACCUGCGGAGGUUGCUGCUGAGGACUCUGUUGUUCUUGGCUGCUGUGCUGCCAACGAGCGGCGACUGCCCCAAAUCAUGCGCCUGUUAUGUUCCCACCGAAGUGCACUGCACCUUCAGAUACCUGACCGCAAUACCUGACCACAUCCAGCCAGCUGUGGAAAGAAUUAACCUCGGGUACAACAGCAUAACUGUCUUGGGAGAAAACGAUCUUUCAGGACUUGAGAACUUGGAGCUAUUGAUGCUGCAUAGCAAUACUAUCCACAGUAUUGAAGACAGAGCAUUCCAAGACCUCAAGUCGUUACAGGUUCUGAAGAUGUCCUAUAAUAAAGUAAAGGAAAUCAACAAAGAGACAUUCAAAGGCCUGGACAGUCUGCUGAGACUCCACAUGGACCACAACAACAUUGAGUUCAUCAGCCCGGAGGCUUUCUAUGGCCUGACCAAUCUACAGUUGGUCCAUCUGGAGGGUAAUCAUCUCCAGCAGCUCCACCCAGACACAUUCAUUACACUGAGACACAGCCAGGUGUUCAAGGUUUCCUCAGUGAGAAACAUCCACCUGUCAGACAACCUCCUCACCAGCUUGCCUGCAGAUAUUUUCUCAGGCUGCAGCCAGUUGGAAAACCUCUUCCUGCAUGGUAACCCCUGGACUUGUGAUUGCCGUAUGAACUGGUUCCCAGUGUGGGCACAGAGAAACGCAGGUGUGCUGAAAUGCAAGCGAGACAGGAGAUAUCCAAGAGGCCAGCUGUGUCCUGUUUGUGAAAAUCCUACCUUUUACCAUGACAGACCCCUGUCCCUUCUCCCUAGUGACUCCUUCACUUGUUCCAAACCCUGGAUCCAUCCCCAUCUAAAGAAGAAAAACAUCAGCCUGGACGAGGGGGACUUCACUCCAGUUUCCCCCAAGGACUUUAUCGCCCCAUUAGGCUCUAUGCAAAUGAACCUGGCUGACCAGUUUCACAAUGAUGCCAGCCUAUCCUGCACUGUCCAGAGGCCAUAUGCUGUUGAGAACCUCACACUAACAUUGGAGGAGGAGGGAGGAAAUAACAUCACUGUGCUUACAGCUGGCAUAACUACAUAUUUGGUCUGUAACAUUGACUAUGAACACAUCCAGCGGUUGUGGCAGAUCCUGGCCACCUACAGUGACUUUCCAAUGAGACUGGAGAGAGGCUUAAUGCUGGCCAGAAGCCCAGAAAUGGUGUACAGGUACAGUCAGGAACCAAAGGAGGGAGAGGAGUUGGUUCACACAAACAUUGAGGGUGAAAUUAAAGCCUCUCCUGCAUGGUUGAUGCAGGGGGAGAUUAACUUCCAGCUUGACCGCACUUCUACCACUUCCUCUACUCUGCACAUUAAGUACCAGUCUGUGGUCAACCUACGUAUGGAAAACACAUCCCCUAAGAAGGACCGCUAUUCCUGGACCAUGAUAAAGCGAGACAACAAAACCAAGACUGAGCACACAGUACUUACAGGUGGUGUGGCACAGUUAAGCUGUCAAAUCCAGGGUGAGCCAAAGCCUUUGUUGGAGUGGAUUUUACCAGAUGGAAGUAAGGUCAGAGCGCCCUACACCAGUGAGGACAGGAGGAUCAUAAUCACUGCUGAAGGGAAGCUCACUCUGCGGGGUGCAGAUGCCUCCGACACAGGCCUCUACCGAUGCAUUGCCACAAACUACCUGGAUGCAGAUAUUCUCACCUUUCGAGUGACAGUUCUGUCCCCUGAUGUGGAAGAAUUUGAUGUCAAUGGUGUCCAACUCUCACAGCCACUGGGUAAAAAUCUGUUAUUUGAGUGUGGUUCUUCAGGAAGUCCUAAGGCCUCGGUACAGUGGAUCCUCCCUGACCACUCAAUACUCGACAAGUCUCAUGGAAACAGAAAGUUGUAUGAGAAUGGAUCCCUACUGAUUGAGGGUCUCACUGCGAGGGACCGAGGAUUUUAUAGGUGUUUGGUUGCUAAUCACCUGGGAGUUGACCUGCUGGUGUCUCAGGUGACAGUAACUGGAGAAAGGACAGUCUUUGACAAUGAGGGCUCCGGGAUAGAAAUGGAGGUCAAGAUGGACCCCACUGUGACUGACAACACAGUCACCCUCAGUGAGACCCCGUCUUCCAGUUCCUUUGACGGAACUAGUCAGGAAUCCAGGACCGUCACCUCAGAUCGACCGUACCCCAGACUGAGGUUACGGGGCAAAGGAGGCCUAGGGGGUAGAUUGGGACAGAGAAGGAGGGGUCCAGUCAGCAACAGACGCAUGUGGAGCAGUAGGGUCUUUGAUAAAGCACACAGGAAAGUGGACCCAGAGAAAUUUGCUGAAUUUAUGAAAAAGGCUCAAGAUGGAUCAAGAAUAAAGACAGAGAGAGAGAAGGUAAAAGAUGUAGAGUCACAUACUGUUUUUUCUGGUGAUGGUGAAAUUGGCUCUGGUGAGGGUCAUAGUAAAAACCAUCUCAACAUUCUACCAAGUAUAGUCAAGCCAACUACAGAUAACCCAGAAGAAGGUAGAAUAUUUGGGCAGGAGAACAGGCAGUCUGAAACAACCGAACAGACCAGUCAGGGUAGUAUCGUAGCAACAACAGGGACACAUCAGACAGUAACAGAAAAUACAAACACAUUAACAACAGAGUCAUAUAUGCAGUCUGAUGCUACACCAAUCAGGUCCACAUUCAUGCACAAUCCAACAGAAAGGAGUGAAAGUCAAAGAGAUGCAUUCACACCAUAUGACACAAUUUCACACAACACAGGCAUUUCUAGUUUUGAUGAGACUACAGAGUUUUAUGCCCUGGAAAGAACUACUAAGCCAGUCACUCUCCAAGUCACUGUGACAGACACUUCACAAGAAACUCAGCUCCUCUUUUCAGGAGAACAACCUGCAGAACCAGAGACAUCCACUGGGGCGGCACUCUCAUUUACCACAGACCCUUAUGUCACUCCAAUGAGGGAUGGACCAGGCCCAGGGGAGAUAGUCAUCCACACAGAUCCAGAAAGCCAGACUACAUUCACAGCCGUCACCACUACAAAGAGACAGCAAGAUGAGAUCACAUUCCACACUACCCAAACAAUCAAAUCCCCACGCCUUUCUGCUGGAUCCACCAUCAUCUCCCGGCAGCAGAUCCAUAUCAUCCCAAACAAGAAUGGCAGAAGAGGGGGCCGCAGGAGGACCUUCCAAGGCCGCAGGAGGAUCAUCAAACCCAACAGGAUUACUGACAUACAGUCCUUCAUCAAUAAAUUUAAACAGCCAUCAGUGCACAAGGGUCAAGUGACGCAAGGGAAUGCCACGGUGCCAUAUAGAAUUGAACUGACCACAGACUGUGACUGUAAUGAAGACAAAAAGAAGACAGAAACCACUGAUCUGCAGGUGGUCACACCAACAGCUUCUUCUAGUUCAUCUUUACACAGAACAGAGAGACCUGCCUCUACACAAAAUACUCCAGCUUCACCCACAAACUAUUUUAUUGCUUCAAAUGCCCCCUUCACACAUACAGAGUCCAGGCCAGAUGUUUCCAAUGGCUACAUAACUUCUGCUGAUGCCCCUGAGUUUGACCCUACAAUUGAUCCAUUUUUGACCACAAACAAAGAACUGUCAAUCUCCACCACAACCACUACUACAACCACCUCUAAAGUUAUUCGUGGGAGAAUUCCAUGGAACAGGCUGUUUGGAGGCAGACAAAGGGAAGAGAUACUGGGCAGGUUAAGGAAGCCAUUUAUCAACCCCAAAACCUCAACUACAGCUGAAACUACAACAAUGACCUCAACUACAGCCCCUGGUGCUAUGCCCACCACCAUUACAAACUCCCUGGCUGAACCUGAGACUUUGUCCCCAUCCAGACACACAGAGAGCAAAGAGAGCUCAUUAGAUGAUGACUAUGGAAAUUUAUUCUCUGCAGAGUUUGAGCUAACAACAGUGGGACCCAGCAUUCAACAUCUAACUACUACUAACCCAUCAUAUUACUCUAGGUCCUCCACCACUGCUGAAACACCACCUGAGUCACAGACUCUACCCUCCCCACCUACUGUCAAACCACCUUUAAUGGAAAAUCCUGAUGAAGCGUUAUCAUCAGGGUCUGGUGGACAAGAUCGGGUUUGGUGGACAAGAGGACGACAAGGACGGAGAAGGAGGCCCUUUAGGGGAAGGAGACCCUUAAAGAAACCUACAAUCUCUAAAUUAUAUCCUACUACCACAACUGAGGCUUUAACCACAGAGGUAACAAAUACUGACAUUACCAUGGAAACUUCAGUGGAGACAACUAUAGGACCUCGACAGACUGUUUCAGUCUCCAAGCCCCUGUACACGCCAUCCAGGACAGCAGACAGAACCACGGUAACUGUUUCAGCUGAGGAAACAUCAGAGCGGGAGACAUACUCAUACGAGGAAGUUGACUGGAACAGGUUCACAUCUAGCAGUACACCAGUCUAUACUACAACCAACACACCUUUUAUCCCUUCCACCACAUUCAUGCCAACUACCUCAAAACGGCCAUACACAACAGCUCAGAACAGAGUCCACAGCUAUAUCAGACCACCAACACAGAAGAACAAUGGUCCCACCACUCAUAUGACACCAAUGAGUGGAAUCAAACCUACUGUGCAAAGCAGUGCUGCCAGAGGAAGUGCAGAUAAAGGCCUAAACUUUGACACAAUGACCAUAUUUACAGCAGAGCAAGGAUACACCAAUACCCCAGCCCCAUACAAUAACAAGGAUAUACACAAUGCCAUCACCAGUGUUUAUAAUCAUGCCACAGGCUAUGAAACUACCGGGGCCAAUAUUGCUGGCUUUCAACCCACGACAAUGGUCAUGACAAGCAAACCUAAGAUAGUUGGUGGCAAUGCAGCAAGCUUUACCGUUUUGGCUGACUCAGAUGCUUUCCUGCCAUGUGAGGCUGUUGGAAACCCUCAGCCAACUAUAACCUGGAAACGCUUCUCCUCAAGCACAGGAAGCACUGAUACCAUUAAAGGGAGGAUGGGCAAGUUUGAGGUGUUGAGUAAUGGCACGCUGUCCAUCCAGAAUGCCAACAUUAAGGACCGUGGCCAGUACCUCUGUCUAGCUGAGAAUGAUCAUGGAUCAGAUAAACUUGUUGUCACCCUCUCUGUGGUGGCCUAUCCGUCACGCAUUCUUGAGCCAAAAAUACGUGAGAUAAAGUCUCAUGCAGGAAACACUGUGGAGAUGAAAUGUAAAGCAGAGGGUCGGCCCACACCUUUGAUAUCCUGGAUUCUGGCAAACCGGACUCAAGUCAGGGGCCCAAACUCAGAGAAGGAAAGGGUAUCAGUGACUGCUGAGGGGACUCUGGUCAUUGAGCAGGUGUCUGUUUAUGACAGAGGUCAUUACAAAUGCAUUGCCAGUAAUCCAGCUGGAGCUGAUACUGCUACAGUCCGACUACAGGUGGUGGCAGCUCCACCAGGCAUCAUGGAGGAAAAACGGCAGCAGGCGAAAGCUGGCGUAAGGCAAAACUUAUGGCUGCCCUGCACCGGCCAAGGCAGCCCUCAGCCUACUAUUCACUGGGUGCUCUAUGAUGGGUCAGUGGUCCGUUCCAACAGACCUGCCAGGGGCACAAGGAUAUCAGUGUAUGAGAAUGGAACCCUCCACAUAAAGGAUGUGACUAUAGCAGACAGCGGGAAAUAUGAAUGCAUUGCUACCAGCUCUACUGGUUCAGAGCGAAGGGUGGUGACUCUGACAGUAGAGAGACAAGAAUCUGCACCUCAAAUAGUGGAGACAUCCCAGCGCGUGACCGAGUUAUUCUUUGGGGACCAGCUGACACUGAAUUGUUCAGCUACAGGAGACCCUAAACCCAUAAUUAUCUGGAGGCUGCCCUCUAAAGCUGUGGUGGACCAGUGGCACAGGAUGGGCAGCAGAAUCCAGGUCUUGGAUAAUGGUACAUUAAUUAUUAACACUGUGAUUGAUAAAGAUGCUGGAGACUAUCUCUGUGUGGCACGAAAUAAGAUUGGUGAUGACCUCCAACUCAUGAGGGUCAGGGUAUCAAUGAAGCCAGCCAAGAUAGAGCCUAAGCUCUAUGGCAAAAAGCAGGUGCCCUAUGGUAAUGACUUGAAGGUUGACUGUAAAGCCUCUGGGGCUCCAAAGCCAGAGAUCUCCUGGGGUCUUCCAGACGGUACAGUGGUCAACAGUGCUCUGCAGGCUGAUGCCAGCAGUGGACAAGGACGAGCACGGCGCUACACUCUGUUUGACAAUGGAACGCUCUACCUAAACCAGGUUGGUAUGUCAGAGGAAGGGGACUACACCUGCUAUGCUGAGAACCAAGUGGGAAAAGAUGAAAUGCAUGUGCAUAUCACUGUGGUGACUGCUGCCCCAAGGAUACGUCCACACAGCCAGACCUAUGCCAUGGUGAAGCCUGGAGGGAACAUUCGCUUUGACUGCGAAGCAGUUGGAGAACCCAAACCCAAGAUCCUGUGGAUGUUGCCCACCAACGACGUAAUUGCAGCAUCUAAUGAACGCUACCUAAUGCAUGUCAAUGGCUCUUUGGAUAUCAGGGAUGUGAAGCUAAUCGAUGCUGGGGAGUAUGUUUGUUUGGCUCGCAACCCUGCUGGAGAAAACAGAAAAGUCUACAAGCUUUAUAUAGAUGGGAAUCCACCAGUAAUCAAUGGCUACCAGCAGAACCGGACUGUAAUCAAAGAUGUCGCCCCUAAAUUCUCCAGGAAAUUUAUAGACUGUAAAGCAGAGGGCAACCCAGCUCCUAUUAUUACUUGGAUAAUGCCUGAUAACAUCUUUCUGACAGCACCAUACUUUGGCAGUAGGAUUAACGUCCACCAUAAUGGGACAUUAGAAAUACGGAACGUGCGCCCAACCGAUACGGCUGAAUUCAUUUGCAUGGCUAGGAAUGAUGGAGGAGAGGCAGUAAUGGUGGUGCAGCUAGAGGUGACCAGUAUGCUCCGAAGGCCGAUCUUUAAGAACCCCUUCAAUGAACGUAUUGUGUCUCGGAUUGGGAAAACCACAGUUCUGAACUGUUCUGCUGAUGGACAGCCAAUGCCAGAAAUCACCUGGACGCUGCCUAAUGGAACACGAUUUACUGGUGGUCCUGAAGGUGUCUCCCGCCACCACCUAGGCAACGAUGGGACUUUAAUCAUCUACAACCCUCGCCAAGAAGAUGCUGGGAAGUACCGCUGUGGUGCCAAGAACGUUAUGGGUUACAUAGAGAAGCUAAUAGUUCUGGACGUUGGGCAGAAGCCUUACAUCCUGACAAGGCCGAGGGGCAUCAUACGCAGUGUGUCUGGGGAACCUCUUUUCCUUCACUGUCUAUCUGAUGGGAGUCCCAGACCCAGGAUCUACUGGACCAUACCUGGGGGCCACACCCUUACUCGGCCGCAAGUCCUCGGACGCUACCGUUUGCUAGACAAUGGUACACUGGUUGUUGGGGACACCACUGUCCACGACCAGGGGAAUUACGUCUGCAGGGCUCGGAAUGAUGCUGGUGAAGCUAUGCUCACUGUGCCUGUUGUUGUCCUCGCCUACCCUCCACGGAUCACGACAGGGCCACCUCCCAGUGUGAAGGCAGUGGCUGGGACAUCUGUACAGCUCAACUGUGCCGCCAUUGGGAUCCCCAAGCCAGACAUCACCUGGGAGCUGCCUGAUCAUUCAUUUCUGUCAACAGCAGAACAGGGCAGGCCUAUGGGUAGUGAACAGCUCCACCCUCAGGGCACACUUACUAUCCAGACGCUCACGGCCUCAGACACUGGCUCAUACAAGUGCCUGGCCAAGAAUCACCUGGGUACAGACUCAAAAGUCAUAUAUAUACAUGUACUGUGAGAAAAAGUCAUGACUGGAGGAGGCCAGUGGCAUAUCCGAAUGUAAACAUUAACAGACACACAGUCACUUGUGUCUGCGAGGUAUAGUACAUGCUUUCUCACAUGUAAAAUUGUGAUCACAGCUUGUGGAAUAUUAUUUAAAAAGUGACAAAUGUGGAUUAAAAAAAUUAACAGCACAAGAAGAGAAAGGAAACAGACGUUUUAAAAAGGGGAUUUUUUUUUAAACUGGAAAAUCCAGCCUGGGGCAAGAAAGUUGUUAUUGUAACUUUGUAACUGGGGGUCUGGAAAUUCAUAGGUGGUUCUCAUUUGGGGUGACUCUCAUGGGAGCAAAAGGGCCAGGGCACAGUCAAAUUUAAAGUGAUUUCUCUGACUAGGCACUGCUGGCCACACAUAGGGUUAUUAUUACAGCACACACAGACAGGGAGAAAAAAAUGUGUAACAGAUUGAAAUAAAGAAAAAAAGGCUCCCAGUGGGGUUUUAAUUCCCUUUAGACAUUUGCCAGAAGUUGCUGCUGUCAUUACACGCUGCUUUUUCGUUUAACAGCAAAAGAAAACAACAACUGGCAGAAUAUAUAAUAAAAUAUCUUUCAAGAGCAAUUUUUUGAAUUUCACAGUGGAAGAAAAUAGGUUUAUUCAAAAAAUAUAUGAGGCUUGUUUUACACUGGAUACUUAUCUGCUUGGACAGUACAAUGCUUUCAUAUCAGAAUUUCUUUAUGAUACUUUUCAUAUUUUUAUAACAGUUUAAAGCAGAUUCCUUGAUGUCUAUCACAGUGCAGUUAAUUGGUAAAAACACACUAAAUCUAUUGUGUUGUACACAAGAAUUUACAGUAAUGUUAUACAUUAUGUUAAUCUGUAAUAAUACAGUAUACGUACAGUAUAUCUUUUUUGUAGUAUCUACUUUAUCAAAGUAUGGGAGAAAAAUUAAAAAAGUAAAUGUUUCA